AUUAUCAAAAAGGUCCACUCUUAAUUUACAAUUCACUCACACUCACUAGUGGUCUCUCUCUCUCUGCUCCACAAAUGGCCGUAGCUACAACCUUAUCACCGUCGCUACAUUUCAUCAAUGGUUCACACAGAUUUGUCUCUGCAGCUCCUUUGUCUUUUAGCUCUAUCUUCCUCCGCCGUCGUAUCCGCCGCCUGAAUCGCUCAUUCGCUUCGUACCGUAGCUCUCAGUCGCGUAGGCGAUAUGAUUCAGACGAUCGAUUCUUUGGCGGGUACGAGUACGAUGUGGUUCCCGAUGAGGAUGACGAUGACGGUGAUGAAGAAGACGAGAGAGAGAGCAGCCUCGAUCUUUUGAUCAGAUUCUUGAGAAGCAUGUUCAAGAAAGUCUCGAAACGUGCUAAGAAAGCAUCGCGUCGGGUUUUGCCAGCAGCCAUGUCUCCUCGACUCGUGUCUUUUGCAGUAGAUGGGAUAUUGCUAUUGGGUUCACUUUCUAUAACAAGAGCGUUUCUUGAGGUAAUAUGCAAUCUAGGAGGAACCGUGUUUACGGUGAUUCUGCUGAUCAGAUUGUUCUGGAAGGCAGCUUCCUUCUUCCAGACUUAUGGGAGCUCUUUUGGACCAAACCCGUUUGGGUGUGAGGUGUUGUAACUGAUCAUCUUGGACUUGUAGCUUCGAUGUGUUGAGUAAAAAUGUAUGAUAGUUGUGUACAUGUCGCUGGAGAGUUAUCUAAGUGAUCAAUAGUUAGAGAAGACGAAACUAUGAAGUUAAAAGAAUGUUCCUGUAAUUCACCCACCGAUGAAUCGAAGAAGAUCAUAAACCAAGGAUUAAGUUAAGCCCUAA
Camelina sativa (false flax) is the source of this 833-nucleotide messenger RNA. Its product is annotated as protein SHORT HYPOCOTYL IN WHITE LIGHT 1. Gene Ontology annotation, biological process: regulation of abscisic acid-activated signaling pathway; negative regulation of photomorphogenesis. The record is from RefSeq and is a predicted model, not a curated record. NCBI's taxonomy places the organism in Eukaryota, Viridiplantae, Streptophyta, Magnoliopsida, Brassicales, Brassicaceae.